This is a messenger RNA of Calypte anna (Anna's hummingbird), 4953 nucleotides long. It is a transcript of the gene SEC14L1, whose product is annotated as SEC14 like lipid binding 1. Gene Ontology annotation, cellular component: cytosol; cytoplasm. The transcript is spliced from 16 exons. Lineage: Eukaryota; Metazoa; Chordata; Aves; Apodiformes; Trochilidae. Gene Ontology annotation, biological process: negative regulation of RIG-I signaling pathway. The record is from RefSeq and is a predicted model, not a curated record. The coding region runs from base 173 to 2320 and encodes 715 amino acids. Gene Ontology annotation, molecular function: RIG-I binding.
CCUGUCACCGGUCACAGGCGGCUGCGGUGCCCGCCCCCAGCCCCGCUCCCCCCGCCCUCCCGUCCCGCCUCCCCCGCCGGAACCGGCGGCGCUGCCCCGCGCCGGCAUGAGGCCAGAGCCCGCCGGGCCGUCCUGACGGGAGCGGUUUGAGUUGAUCUGACUAACUGCAACAAUGGUGCAGAAGUAUCAAUCCCCUGUUCGGGUGUAUAAACACCCUUUUGAGUUAAUUAUGGCUGCAUAUGAAAGAAGGUUUCCUACGUGUCCUCUGAUCCCUAUGUUUGUAGCCAGUGACACUGUGAAUGAAUACAAGAGUGAGGAUGGAUCCAUCCACGUGAUCGAGCGGCGCUGCAAGCUGGACGUAGACGCACCGAGGCUGCUGAAAAAGAUUGCAGGCGUGGAUUAUGUUUACUUUGUCCAGAAGAACUCUUUGAACAGGCGAGAAAGGACUUUGCAUAUAGAAGCCUACAAUGAAACCUUCUCUAAUAGAGUGAUUAUCAAUGAACACUGCUGUUACACAGUUCAUCCUGACAAUGAAGACUGGACCUGUUUUGAGCAGUCAGCAAGUCUGGAUAUAAAAUCUUUUUUUGGUUUCGAAAGCACAGUGGAAAAGAUUGCCAUGAAGCAGUACACCAGCAAUAUUAAAAAGGGAAAAGAAAUAAUAGAGUACUACCUGAAGCAGAUGGAAGAAGAAGGAAUAACUUUUGUUCCUCGUUGGACUCCUCCUGUUGCAUGUAAACUGGAGAGUAGCACAUCCCACACGAGACAACCAGUUUCACCUGCUAUUAAUAUACCAGAUUCUGCCACAAAGGAGGUUGUGAACAAUAAGGAAAUCCUCAAUACCUCAAGCAGCCCCUCGGAGCCCACAGCAGGAACACCUGAUGACAAGCUGGAUGCAGACUACAUCAAACGUUAUUUGGGGGACUUGACCCCAAUGCAGGAAAGCUGCCUCAUCCGACUGAGACAGUGGCUCCAGGAGACACACAAGGGCAAAAUCCCAAAGGAUGAGCACAUUUUAAGAUUCCUGCGUGCCCGAGACUUCAACAUUGAUAAAGCAAGAGAAAUCCUUUGCCAGUCACUGACUUGGCGUAAGCAGCACCAGGUAGACUAUAUUCUAGACACCUGGAACCCUCCUCAGGUCCUCCAAGAUUACUAUGCAGGUGGCUGGCAUCACCAUGACAAAGAUGGUCGCCCUCUGUAUGUGCUGAGGUUGGGGCAGAUGGAUACCAAAGGCUUGGUGAGAGCUCUUGGGGAAGAGGCCUUGCUUCGAUACGUUCUUUCCAUAAAUGAAGAAGGACUGAGACGAUGUGAGGAGAAUACAAAAGUAUUUGGCAGGCCAAUAAGCUCUUGGACCUGCCUAGUAGAUCUGGAAGGCUUGAAUAUGAGGCAUUUAUGGAGACCAGGAGUCAAAGCAUUGCUGAGAAUCAUUGAGGUGGUUGAAGCCAAUUACCCUGAGACUUUGGGUCGUCUUCUAAUCCUGAGAGCACCUCGAGUAUUCCCAGUUCUUUGGACACUGGUUAGUCCAUUCAUUGAUGACAACACCAGAAAAAAAUUCCUUAUUUAUGCUGGAAAUGACUACCAGGGUCCUGGGGGACUGCUGGAUUACAUCGAUAAAGAAAUUAUCCCUGAUUUUCUUGGUGGAGAGUGCAUGUGUGAAGUCCCAGAGGGUGGGCUGGUUCCCAAGUCCCUCUAUCGGACAGCAGAGGAGUUGGAAAAUGAAGACAUAAAACUUUGGACUGAAACAAUCUACCAGUCUGCAAGUGUCUUCAAAGGAGCUCCACAUGAGGUUCUCAUUCAGAUUGUGGAUGCCUCAUCUGUCAUCACGUGGGAUUUUGAUGUCUGCAAGGGCGACAUUGUUUUUAACAUCUUUCAUUCCAAAAGAGCCCCCCAGCCUCCUAAAAAGGACACUCUGGGAGCCCACAGUAUUACAUCUCCUGGUGGGAACAAUGUCCAGCUGAUAGACAAAGUCUGGCAGCUGGGACGUGAUUACAGCAUGGUGGAGUCUCCUCUGAUCUGCAAAGAAGGGGAGAGUGUGCAGGGCUCACAUGUGACCAGGUGGCCUGGCUUUUAUAUUCUCCAGUGGAAAUUCCAUAGCAUGCCUGCCUGUGCUACAACCAACCUGCCUCGGGUGGAUGAUGUUCUGGCAUCUCUACAGGUCUCCUCUCACAAAUGUAAAGUGAUGUACUACACAGAAGUAAUAGGAUCUGAAGAUUUCAGGGGAUCUAUGACCAGCCUUGAAUCAAGCCACAGUGGAUUUUCUCAGCUCAGUGCUGCCACCACCUCUUCUAGCCAGUCCCAUUCCAGCUCCAUGAUUUCCAGGUAGUGCCACAACAGAUGAAAAGCAAAUGGAUGAGAUGGCUGGACCCUCGCCUGUGGCAGCUGACUGCAAUAUUCAACUGGCAAUUGUGCAAAAAAACCCCACCCCACAAAAGCCUUUUUUAGAUAGUAAAGUAGCUGUUUGAAUUUUAAAGUUAGUGGUUUUGGUCCUUGUUAGAUCCAACAGCUUGUCUCCUAACUUUAACCCUUUUUCCUAACUCAGCCAUAAAUAUUUUUACAAGUGUGCUUGCACAGAUGCUAACUCUGAACACAAGGGCUCUCACUGAAAGGAAAAAUAACCAAUGCAUCAGUUAAGAAUCAUUUUUCUUUACCUGUGUAAAUGCUACAAAGCAAAAAAAAAAAAAAAAACAAUCUACCAAAAAUGCUCUGUAGUGCACUAGAGAUCAACUGCAAGUCUCCUGUCAGGACAUUCCUUGCCAUCUUAAGAAACCCCCUGUGAUCUUCCAGUGCUGCAAACUGUUCUCCCAUUGCCACUCAGUGGUGUCUGAGACAAAAGCAGUUGCUGGAUACUUGACUUUGUGAGUCCAUUUUUUCAAAGCAUGCCCACAGAGCUGUGGCCAGGCUGUAAACACUAAUGCCUUUUGGAUGAGCACAUUUCUGGGGAGCUCUGGGUCUUGAUGGGUUAAAGCAUUUCCUUCUUUCCUUGGAUUUAUGCUUGAAGCUUUGUGGAGAGGCAAAGAGCAGGCUCUCCCUCACUGGGUCACACUGGGCUGAUCUGGAAUUGCUCUGAGGAUUUGUUCUGUGCUGGAGCUUCACUCUCCUUCCUUGGCACACUCCAUGUGAAUUGUUGUUACUGAGACUGCUCUUACCAGGAAUUUAUGCAGAGCUGAAGCUUGCUUCUUAAAUCAGUCUAGAGGAGGUAUUGCUGACAUCCUUCCUGUGCACUUUCCAGUCUUCCUGCCUCCUGUCCUUCCCUCUGCAUGGCAGAAACUGAGCACUUCAGUUCUCAGCACUGGGAGCUCAGAGUGCUGCUCUGGGGGAUGCUCUGAGCAGUGUCUGCUUGGCUGUUUUCCCCACUGCUCCUGCCAGCAGUGAACUGCUCUGUUGGAUUUUAUCCCUGUUCCACCUGAGGCCCAAGCAGUUCUGCUGGAACUCUUCUUGUUCAAGUCUGCUCAGGUAUUCUCUCACUUUGAGCCCUCUCUCCCAUACACAGCAAGAGAGGUACAAGACUGAAGUGCUGAGCAAAGGGCUGUCAGAAGGCAACUACAGACCAUGCACAGUGAAGCAGAAAAGGUUUGUCUGAAAUGCAGCAAGAUUUACAUAAUCAGACCCUUUCAGUCCUGCCUCACUCUCUUAGAGCUAAACCAUCCAGGCUGAAGGAGCUGCUGUGCUGGCUGCAGUCCUGCUGGGAAGGCAGGAUGGGCUCUACUUAAAGUCUUGGGGAGGCAACAGGGUUGUGAGUGGUAGAGGAGCUUGUAGAGAUCUUGCACUUUCAGAGCAGAUAUUGGAUGCUCUGGAUGAGGGAAGCUGGUUCUGAAUGCUCUGGAAGCCUUUUACAGCUGCAGAGCUUCUGAGAGGCAGGUUCCUAACCAGUUCUGGCUGUGGAACCUGGCAAACAGAGGUGAAAAAAAUGUAUUUUAGUAACAGAUUUAGAGGUGCUGGGAGGCCAGUCUCCUUCAACUGAACCAAGCUGGUCUAUCUUGUUUUCCUGGACUUAAGCAUUGAAGAUGGAGGUCAGACUGUCACUUAUGCUGUCACAGUGUGCAGCUGUGUGGGACAGGCCACCACACCAGCAUCUCCCCAGCUGGUGUGUGCAGGGCUGCCAGCCACACACUGGGGCUGCAAAGGGGGCACCCAGCUUGCUGGAGAAGUGCUUUGGUUCUUGAGGUGCAGAAACCAGUACUUUUUCCAGGUAUUCCAAGCUAUUCCCAGGCACAGGGGAGCUGAUGCAGCAGGAGGCAGGGUGAGGUUAAUGUCACUCAUGGCUCUUUGCAAAUGCCACUUUGCAUUUCUAUCAGGCUGUAAGGGUGAAGAUGGACCCCUUUCUUUUUUUCUUUCUUUCUUUCUCUCUCUCUUUCUCUCUUUUUCUCUCUUUCUCUCUCUCUCUCUCUCUCAGAUGGCGAUUUUGCUGACAACUGUAAAGAAACUGCUCCGCCCAGCUCUCCACAUCUGUCCAGAGGUGUCUGGCUCUGUAGACCUUUUUGAGUUGCAGUCACUUUUCAACUCUGAAGAUCUCUAUUUUGUUUUUCACUUGAGCUGGCUCAGAAGUGGCACUUUGGGUUUUUUCCUGCUGUUAAUCUUGACACAUCUUUUAGAGCUCUCAAAGCACAUGACAGCACAGACAGCUGGAGAGAGAAAAUUCCAGUCAAACAAUAGUUAAUCCUCUAAGCAAAGUGCUGUGGCAAUAUGACUUGAUCACUGCAGUCUGACUAAUUAAUUUCCCACACUCUGGUCUUUCUUUGUGUGGUAUUAUUGCUCGUCUUCCUUUUCUCAACCAAUAACUCAUCUGUUGGCUGUGUCCCUGUUAUCAGUGUCCUUCUGCACUUUCCUGUCUGUACUCAUAAACUGCAUAUCAAAUUCUGUAAAUGUUUUGUAUACAUAAUACCUCAUUCUUGGUAAUAAUAUAGUCUUUAAAAGAUUUUUUUAUCGUUAUCAAUAAAUGUGAACUGUUUGGAAAAA